This is a messenger RNA of Bufo bufo (common toad), 471 nucleotides long. RefSeq names its product chromosome 3 C11orf87 homolog (gene C3H11orf87). Bases 1 to 471 code for a protein of 156 amino acids. The transcript has a single exon. NCBI's taxonomy places the organism in Eukaryota, Metazoa, Chordata, Amphibia, Anura, Bufonidae. The record is from RefSeq and is a predicted model, not a curated record.
AUGAGUUCCAGUCUUUCCAAGCAGCUAAGGCUAUCUAUGUCACCCUGUCUACUGAACAGGACCUCUGCAUCUAAUGCCACCAGCUGCACCACAGAAGUAGAGCCUUUGUUCCAGACCUUCUCCUCCACCCUGGUCUUGAUAGUCUUGGCCACUGUCAUCUUCUGCCUGGUUGUCCUUUCACUUAGUACCUUUCAUAUGCACAAAAUCAAGAUGAAAAAACGCAAAAUCGAGAAAGCCCAGGAGGAAUAUGAGAGAGAUCACUGCAGCCCUAAGGCAGAAAGAGGAAAUCUAUAUGAGAGGAUGAAGAGACAGCCAAGUAACGCCCAAGAGAGUGGCAUCUACAAUUCACCCAACAUCCAGAGAAAAGAACAGAACACCCCAAACCAGGACCCCAGAAUAACUGAACAGUCUGAUCAGGAAGCCUCAACAUUGGACAGAGAGGACCUACUGCAGUCCGUGGUCUUGUCAUGA